Molecule: messenger RNA, 1884 nt
Organism: Pseudozyma hubeiensis SY62
Lineage: Eukaryota; Fungi; Basidiomycota; Ustilaginomycetes; Ustilaginales; Ustilaginaceae
Product: phosphomevalonate kinase
Exons: 1
Coding region: 1-1884 (627 amino acids)
Biological process (GO): ergosterol biosynthetic process; isopentenyl diphosphate biosynthetic process, mevalonate pathway
Cellular component (GO): peroxisome
Molecular function (GO): ATP binding; phosphomevalonate kinase activity
Source: RefSeq, a predicted model, not a curated record
AUGAGCGCAUCAACAAGUCGCGAGACGGCCGUGUCUGCGCCGGGCAAGGUACUCAUAGCUGGCGGCUACCUCGUACUCGAUCCGGCGUAUCCUGGUCUGGUCGUCUCAACAUCGUCCCGCUUCUACUGCCAUGCACGAUCAGAGACCUCGCUAAACCCUGCAAGCGACUCGAGCACAACGAACUGCACUAUUACCGUGCGCUCACCUCAAUUUGUCGACGCAGUAUGGGUCUACCUUGCCUCAUGUGUGCCCGCGGCCGCAUCCAAGAGCAGCGGUGCUAAGCCGCAGUGGAUUAUCGAGCAGACCGCCGAGUCACGCGAAAAGGCUGGACGCAAUCCUUUUGUCUCCCUCGCUCUCGCUUACACUCUGAGACUCGCAGCAGAGCUCACAGAACCAGACGAGCUAGAGUCUCUCUUCCAAAAGACAGGAUCAAAGGGUAUCGAGAUCACAGUAGCAGCGGACAACGACUUUUACUCGCAAAGAGAGACCCUCAACCUUCCGGAAGGCACAGCCCCAACGGUGGAUCAGCUUUCGAGCCUGUCGCCUUUCUCGCCCCAGAAAUGCCGUAUCGGUGAUGUGCAUAAAACCGGAUUAGGAUCGAGUGCGGCUAUGACCACUUCGCUUGUAGCGUGCUUCCUGCUUCACUUGCAAGCCGUCGUCCCGAAGGGUCCCAAAACGCUGGAAACGGAAGAUCUAGCUCUGAUACACAAUCUUGCACAACUUGCACACUGCGCGGCUCAGGGAAAGAUCGGCUCUGGCUUUGACGUCAGCGCUGCCAUGUGGGGAAGUCAACUGUACCGACGCUUCGAGCCAAAGGUCUUGCAAGCGUGCCUAGAUGAAGGCGAGAAGGUGUUUACCCAAGGAGAGGAAUCGAGCGAGCAGCGCGAAGCGAGACUGGCGGCACGGAUCGAGCUGCUUCCUGUUCUGGAUCCAUACAAUCCGCUGUGGAAGGCUUCUCCUUUGUCAGAGGGUGGCAACUCAUACUCGACCGCAACGGAAGGGCUUGCAACCUCAAACAAUGACGCAGUUCCGACACCUGCCCCGCUACAGCUCCCACCUGGCCUGGACCUCCUGCUAGCCGAUGUGGAUGCCGGGUCCAACACUCCAAGCUUGGUGUCCAAGGUGCUUGCAUGGAGGAAAGACAAGCCCGAAUGGGCCAAGCAGCUGUACAACGUCAUCGCCGCUUCGAAUCAGGGCCUCGCCGACAAUCUGCUGCGGUUGCGACUGCUGCAUGCAUCCGACGCCGCUGCUUACGAUCAGCACGUGGACUCAGCAGCGGCACAGCAUUCUAUCGAAUGGGAUGCCGUACUCAAGACGCUCCCCAAAGAUGCUGACGACGAACAAGCCGAAGCAGAUACCAGCAUCGUCGACUUGCGCGUCACACCAAGGACGGUACUGCAAGCUCUGAUCGACGUACGCAACAGCCUUCGCUCCAUCCGUGCUGGCAUGCGCGAAUUGGGUCAACGAGCCGGCGUUCCCAUCGAGCCACCCGAGAUCGGCAGCUUGAUCAAGAAGAUCAGCGACGAGGUGCCCGGUGUGGUCGGCGGCAGCAUCCCAGGUGCGGGCGGAUUUGAUGCUUUCUACGUGAUCUACCUGCGCAGUUCGAAGAGUCCGCGCGACCUCUCACAGCUGUGGGGUCAGAUUCAUGCGGUCAAGGAGAAAGCAGAGUCGCAGCUGACGCUCGGACCGCUGUUGUCGCGAGCAGGAGGGGCAAAGACGACGUCGGACAGCAAGGAGGGCGAUGCUGAGAGGGAACAAGGAGUUGUUUCGGAGCUGCUGGAGAAAUUGAAGGCGUCGGAGAACGCUGGACAGGACUACGGAUUGCGGCUUGAGAGCACGGAGGGCGUGAAGGGUUUGAAGGAAGCGAUUGCGCGAUGUGCGUGA